Aspergillus wentii DTO 134E9 is the source of this 1008-nucleotide messenger RNA. Its product is annotated as aldo/keto reductase family protein. Gene Ontology annotation, molecular function: oxidoreductase activity. NCBI's taxonomy places the organism in Eukaryota, Fungi, Ascomycota, Eurotiomycetes, Eurotiales, Aspergillaceae. The transcript has 2 exons. The record is from RefSeq and is a predicted model, not a curated record. The coding region runs from base 1 to 1008 and encodes 335 amino acids. Gene Ontology annotation, cellular component: cytosol.
AUGUCAUCGAUUCCACUCAAGGUCAUCUUUGGGGGUGCCGUCUUGGAUCCCAUCAACGGGAAUUUUGCCACGGUGGAAGACACUCAAGUGAUAUUUCAUGCCUUGAAAGAAGAAGGCAUCGACACUGUCGACACUGCCCAGGUUUAUGGGCAGAGUGAAUCUCUCCUUGGUCAAGCCGAGGCUGGCUUAUCUUUUACGGUCGACACCAAACAUUGUGGCGGUCAUAUCCCCGGUCAAUCCACCAGAGAGACAUUGCUUGCACGAGCGGAGGAAAGUCUGAAGAAACUUCAAGUCGACCAGGUCAACAUUUUCUACAUUCAUUCCCCCGAUCGAGCUACCAACCUGACAGACACUCUGUCCGCGGUAGAUGAACUGUUCCGGAAGGGAAAGUUCAAACAAUUCGGCUUGUCAAACUUCCUCGCACACGAAGUAGAAGAGGUUGUGCGAGUUGCAAAGAAGCAUGGUUUUAUCCUCCCAUCUGUCUUCCAGGGAAGCUACAGCGCUGUAACUCGAAGGCCGGAAACAGAGCUCCUCCCUAUCUUACGGAAACACAAUAUCUCAUUCUACGCAUACAGCCCCAUGGCGGGAGGGUUCCUGGCGAAGUCCCGUGAAGGCAUCACGGCCGGACAGGGCCGCUGGGACCCCGCCAGCGCCUUCGGAAAGUUUAACCUGGCGCUGUUCAACAAUGCUGCCAUGCUGGAGGGUCUUGAUUCCUGGAUCGCCAUAUCGGAGAAGUGGGGUAUUUCCCAGCCCGACCUUGCCUAUCGGUGGAUCAUGUACCACUCCGCACUCAAUCGCCAAUAUGGAGACGCUGUCAUUAUUGGCGCAAGUAAAGUCACGCAACUUCAUAGUACAAUGCGGGGUUUGCGUGAGGGCCCUCUUCUGGAUGGAGCGGUGGAUGAUAUCAAUGCUAUGUGGGAGAUAGUGAAGGGCGAGGCUGUGCUGGAUCCUGUAAAUGCGCUUAUGCUAAAGGGCAGUUCCUCCGAGACUGCCAUGUCUGAAACUUGA